This is a messenger RNA of Sorex fumeus (smoky shrew), 2355 nucleotides long. RefSeq names its product cyclin F (gene CCNF). Gene Ontology annotation, biological process: mitotic cell cycle phase transition; regulation of cyclin-dependent protein serine/threonine kinase activity. Gene Ontology annotation, molecular function: cyclin-dependent protein serine/threonine kinase regulator activity; protein binding. Lineage: Eukaryota; Metazoa; Chordata; Mammalia; Eulipotyphla; Soricidae. The coding region runs from base 1 to 2355 and encodes 784 amino acids. The record is from RefSeq and is a predicted model, not a curated record. The transcript is spliced from 17 exons. Gene Ontology annotation, cellular component: cyclin-dependent protein kinase holoenzyme complex; cytoplasm; centrosome.
AUGGUCCACUACCACCUUCUGGGUGAGGACCUCAGCUGGGCCAAGGUGAGCGCCGUGGGGGUGUCCCUGACUCGACCAGCCCACGGGAUCCACUGCAGGUGCGCCAAGUGCUUCUGCUACCCCAAGCGCCGGCUGCGGAGGCGGCCCCGGCCCCUGAGCCUGCUGAGUCUCCCCGAGGACGUGCUCUUCCACAUCCUGAAGUGGCUCUCGGUGGGGGAUAUCCUCGCCGUCCGUGCUGUCCAUUCUCACCUGCGGGCCCUGGUGGACCAUCACAGCAGCGUGUGGGCGAGUGCCAGCUUCCAGGAGCUCUGGCCUUCCCUACAGAAUUUGCAGCUCUUUGAAAGGGCUGCGGAGAAGGGGAACUUUGAGGCUGCCGUGAAGCUGGGCAUCGCCUACCUCUACAACGAAGGCCUGUCCGUGUCCGAUGAGGCCCGCGCCGAGGUGAACGGGCUCAAGGCCUCCCGCUUCUUCAGCCUGGCUGAGCGGCUGAGCGCAGGCGCCGCGCCCUUCAUCUGGCUCUUCAUCCGGCCACCCUGGUCGCUGUCCGGGAGCUGCUGCAAGGCCGUGGUGCACGAGAGCCUCCGUGCCGAGAGCGAGCUGCCAGGGGCUCACAAGGCGUCCAUCCUGCACUGCCUGGGCCGGGUGCUGAGUCUCUUCGAGGAUGAAGAGAAGAGGCGGCAGGCCCGGGACCUGUUUGAGGCGUCUGCGAGUCAGGGCUGCCUGCCCAGCGCCUACCUCCUGUGGGAGAGCGACAGGGACGCAGAUAUGUCUGACCCUGGACGAUGCCUCCACAGCUUCCGGAAACUCAGGGACUACGCCGCCAAGGGCUGCUGGGAAGCCCGGCUUGCCCUCGCCAAGGCCUGUGCGCACCGGAAGCAGCUGGGGCUGGAGGUGGGCGCAGCCAGCGAGGUGGUCAGCCAGCUCUUCCAGAGCUCCCCGGCCGUCAGCAAGCAGCGCGUCUUCUCCGUGCAGAAGGGGCUCAGCGACACCAUGCGGUACAUUCUGAUCGACUGGCUGGUGGAAGUGGCUACCAUGAAAGACUUCACGAGCCUGUGUCUGCACCUGACCGUGGAGUGUGUGGACCGCUACCUGCGGAGGCGGCCCGUCCCCCGACACCGGCUCCAGCUGCUGGGCAUCGCCUGCAUGGUCAUUUGCACCCGGUUCAUCAGCAAGGAGAUCCUGACCAUCCGAGAGGCUGUGUGGCUCACGGACAACACUUACAAGUACGAGGACCUGGUGCGCAUGAUGGGCGAGGUGGUCGCCGCCCUGGAGGGCAGGAUCCGUGUCCCCACCGUGGUGGACUACAAGGACGUGCUGCUGACCCUGGUGCCCGUGGCACCCCGCACCCGGCGCCUGUGCGGCUUCCUGUGCGAGCUGUCCCUGCUGCACCCCGGGCUGGCCGUGUACUCGCCCGCACGCCUGGCCGCCGCCGCCCUGCUGCUCGCCCGGCUCACGCAUGGCCAGACACAGCCCUGGAGCCCCUGGCUGUGGGACCUCACGGGCUUCUCCUGUGAGGCGCUCACGCCCUGCGUCCUGAGCCUCCAUCAGAAGUGCUUCCACGAUGAUGCCCCCAAGGACCACCGGCAGGUGUCUCUGACCGCCGUGAGGCAGCGAUUCGAGGACAUCAGCCAGGAGGAGGUGCUGAGCUACGGCCAGCUGUGUGCGGCUCUGGGCGUACAGCAGGACAGCCCUGAGCCCACGUCCUUCCUCGGUGCUGGCGACAUCCACAGCUUCCUCAGCUCGCCCUCCGGCCGGAGAACCAAGCGGAAACGGGAGAACAGCCCCCAGGAGGACAGGGGCAGCUUUGUCACUACACCAACCGCUGAGCUGUCCAGCCAGGAGGAGACCCUGCUGGGCAGCUUCCUGGACUGGAGCCUGGACUACUGCUCGGGCUACGAGGGCGACCAAGAGAGUGAGGGCGAGAAGGAGGGCGACGUGACGGCUCCCAGUGGUCUUCUCGAUGUCACCGUGGUUUGCCUGAACGCACAGCAGCACUGCUGCCAGGACUCCAGCGACGAGGACGAGAACGUCGCCUGCCCGGAGGAGGAGGGAGCCCGCCACACAGCCCCAGUGGCCCCAGGACCAACCAGCCCUCCGUGCAGCGCAGCAGAGCCAGCCCACGACGUGACCACCUCGGGGUACUCCUCGGUCAGCAGCACGAGCCCCACAAACUCGGCGGACAUAGGCGGCCCUUCCCGAUCUACCUCUGUGCUGUCCCUGGGCAGCGACCUGUGCACACAGCCCUGCCGACAGCGCUGGCCCCCCGAGAGUGGCUUUCCCCGGCGGCAGGUGAAGAGGAAGAACCUGUCGGCCUAUGACGAGCAGGACGCAGCCCUGGGCUUCCUGCGCCUGUGA